Messenger RNA from Penicillium malachiteum, 582 nucleotides. Its product is annotated as PaaI family thioesterase. The transcript is spliced from 2 exons. Bases 1 to 582 code for a protein of 193 amino acids. Lineage: Eukaryota; Fungi; Ascomycota; Eurotiomycetes; Eurotiales; Aspergillaceae. The record is from RefSeq and is a predicted model, not a curated record.
AUGGCACCAAGUUCCUCGCUGCUAAGACAACAAAACUCCGAAGUGCAACAAAUCUACAACUACAUUGAUGGUCAUUCAUUCUCACAAGCCCUACAAAAUGACACAAGCUUCAUUGAACUGACCAAACACAAAGGUUCCCCUGCUUUCAAGUUUUUGAAAGGACAUGACAGACUACCCCUGUCUCCGUUUAUUUGGAGCGAUGGUGAGGGAAAACGGGUUGUUUGCAUCUGCUAUUUUGGAUUGGGAUUAGCUGACUUCAAGAAAACUGUCCAUAGGGGUGUCCUGGCCACGUUAGUUGACGAAAUACUAGGCUUGGUCUGUUCGCUAGCUUUAUCAAAUGGGUACGGGGUGACGGGGAACUUAACAAUUGAUUAUCGAAGUGCGCUCCCGACAAACUCGUAUGUUGUUUUGAGGGCAAAUGUGGUCAAAGUGGAUGGUAGAAAAGUCUUUGUUGAUGGGAGUGUUGAAACACUGGCUGUUAUUGAGGACCAGCAGCCAAAGGCCAUCGCCCAUGCGAAAGGAAUCUACCUGGAAGGAAUUCAGACUGCGAUAUUGGAACGGCCCUUCAAAGCUCCACUCUAG